CUGGGAUGUAGUACUAAAGCAUGCCUGAAAAAGCUCAAGUAUGAGGGAGCAUCUCUUUACUGCCACAAUUGUAAAGAUGUCAAACAGACUGGUAUUUGGCGGUACAUGCUAAAGUUAAUGGUGAAGCAUGGCAAGCAUUUUGCAGAGGUAGUUAUUUGGGAUGAUGUUUCGAAUAAGCUAAUUGGCAAACCAGCAGAUGAUCUAAGUGACAGCCUUAACAUGGAGACUCUAUCGCCCUCUGAUGUUCAUAAUGAUGUUUUGGAUUUGAUUGGCCGGGAAUUCAUCUUCAAGGUAGGGAAUCGCAAGGUCAAUACCCUUACAAAUCAGAAGGAGUAUACAAUAGCUGCGUUUUCUGAAAAUGCAGACAAAAUUAAAGAGCUGAAGGAUGCUGUUCAAGAGGAAGUUGUUGAGGUGUAUGAUUCAGACUCCGAUCUCGAGAAACUGUGGAAUGAAGAUGCAAAUGUGCCAUCAAACUUGACAACAUCCUCAACAGAGAUGGAAUCUAAUCAAACCUUGAGUCUGUUAUAUCGAAAAGGCAUGCAAAUGAAGAAAGCAGUGAAUAUGAUGGAGGGGAGGAGAGAUCUGCAAAGAAAUUAAAGGGUGUCAAGAUUGAAAUUUGACUCCGUCUACAUUGAUCAAUUUAUUUAUCUUUGAUAUUUAAUUUUUAUAUGCUUCGAUACACUUAGAUGUUUGGGAUUUGCGCUGUUGCGUGAUUUUGGUUAUUAUGCCGCUUUGAACAAUUAGAUACCAUGAUACUCUGAGUAUUAUUUCAAUAUUAUGUCAUUUAGGUGUCA
Cuscuta epithymum is the source of this 794-nucleotide messenger RNA. The record is from the annotation of a GenBank genome assembly. Lineage: Eukaryota; Viridiplantae; Streptophyta; Magnoliopsida; Solanales; Convolvulaceae.